AUGGCAGACGGGGUCAGCACGUUUGAGCAGUUCGUCAGAUUUGGGACUGAUGCUUACGGCCUCGAACGCCUCCUCCGCGGCCUCCAGUCCCUCACAGCCAUCAUCCUCUUCUUCCCCGGCCUCCGCCACCUCCUGCUCUUCGUCUCCCUCAGCCCGGCAACCCUGGCCCACCUCCGGAAACGCCUCUCGGCCCUCCGCCAACCCUUCCGACUCUUCCGCUUCCUCGACUCCUUUUCCUGCGCCUGGUCCAUCUUUUCCUCUCCUCUUCCUAGUAAUACGCGGCCAGAGGUUCUCGGAUUGGUGGAAAGAUGGAUGGACUUUGGCAGCAAGGCCUUCACGAGCAUCUAUCUCCUCCUAGAGAGCUUGACUUUUGUUGAUGUUGCGGUGGAUAUACCUGGGUUAGGGCUGUUGGGCUCGCAGGAGCAGGUCAGGGCAGUGGUGCUGGAUGGGCAGAGGUUUUGGUUUUUGGGGCUGGUUUGUGGGAUCCUGUGUGCUCUUGCAAAGCUGGGCAAGGGCGAAGGGAGGGCCGGUGAGAAACGCAACGGGGACAGGCGAAGAAGGCAGAAGGUCUGGAGGAGGUUAGCAGCAGAUGUGAUGGACCUGGCUGUUCCCGGGUCGGUGGUCGGCUGGGUGCCAUUAUCCCCAGGGAAGGUGGGAUUGUUGAUGCUUGGAAGUACGAUAUUAACAGGCAUGGAGGUCUGGGAGAGGUGUGGGAGAGAGGUGGCUGCCACGAAGGCUGGAAGGUUAAGACUUUCAAGAACGGCGAGCGAAGAACCAGGAUCCACAUGUGUGGAAUCUGUGGAUAGGCUUCAACUUCUGGAUCAGUUGGGAGAUAUCAUAAGGCAGGGUUGA
Parathielavia appendiculata is the source of this 852-nucleotide messenger RNA. RefSeq lists its product as uncharacterized. Bases 1 to 852 code for a protein of 283 amino acids. The transcript is spliced from 2 exons. Gene Ontology annotation, cellular component: peroxisomal membrane. Lineage: Eukaryota; Fungi; Ascomycota; Sordariomycetes; Sordariales; Chaetomiaceae. Gene Ontology annotation, biological process: peroxisome fission. The record is from RefSeq and is a predicted model, not a curated record.